Messenger RNA from Dipodomys ordii (Ord's kangaroo rat), 1092 nucleotides. RefSeq names its product tectorin beta (gene Tectb). Gene Ontology annotation, cellular component: cell surface. The record is from RefSeq and is a predicted model, not a curated record. NCBI's taxonomy places the organism in Eukaryota, Metazoa, Chordata, Mammalia, Rodentia, Heteromyidae. The transcript is spliced from 10 exons. The coding region runs from base 13 to 1062 and encodes 349 amino acids.
GGCCCUGGAAGAAUGCAGGCAUUUUGGCCUGUUUGGUUUGGUGGCCUGACAAAAACCUGGUUCCCAGAAGCAAUGCUGGUAAGGGCCUUUGUCUUGUUGGCCAUCUGUACAGAAGCCCUGGCGAGAUCCUGCACGCCAAACAAAGCAGAUGUCAUUCUUGUGUUUUGUUAUCCCAAAACCAUCAUCACCAAAAUCCCCGAGUGCCCCUAUGGAUGGGAAGUGCAUCAGCUGGCCCUCGGGGGGCUGUGUUACAACGGAGUCCAUGAAGGUGGCUACUACCAAUUUGUCAUCCCAGAUUUAUCACCUAAGAACAAGUCAUAUUGUGGAACUCAGUCUGAGUACAAACCCCCCAUCUACCACUUCUACAGUCACAUCGUAUCCAAUGACAGCACGGUGAUUGUAAAGAACCAGCCGGUGAACUACUCCUUCUCCUGCACAUACCACUCCACCUACCUGGUGAACCAGGCUGCCUUUGACCAGAGAGUGGCUACUGUUCAUGUGAAGAACGGGAGCCUGGGCACAUUUGAAAGUCAAUUGUCUCUCAACUUCUACACUAAUGCCAAGUUCUCCACCAAGAAAGAAGCUCCCUUUGUCCUGGAGACAUCUGAAAUUGGUUCGGAUCUCUUUGCAGGAGUAGAAGCCAAAGGGUUGAGUGUUAGAUUUAAGGUGGUCUUGAACAGCUGCUGGGCCACACCCUCUGCUGACUUCAUGUACCCCUUGCAGUGGCAGCUGAUCAACAAGGGCUGUCCCACAGACGAAACAGUCUUGGUACAUGAGAAUGGGAAGGAUCACAGGGCAACCUUCCAAUUCAAUGCUUUCCGGUUCCAGAAUAUCCCCAAGCUCUCGAAGGUUUGGUUGCAUUGUGAGACAUUCAUCUGCGACAGUGAGAAGCUCUCCUGCCCAGUGACCUGUGACAAACGGAAGCGCAUGCUUCGGGACCAGACAGGGGGCGUCCUGGUGGUGGAGCUGUCCCUGCGGAGCAGGGGAUUUUCGAGUCUCUGUAGCCUCUCAGGUGUUUUCUAUCAUCUCAUCGUGAUGCUGGGGGUGUGUGUCCUGCUGUAAGAGUUAGCCGGCAGCUGCCUUUCCUUCCCC